This is a messenger RNA of Dichotomopilus funicola, 1401 nucleotides long. RefSeq lists its product as uncharacterized. NCBI's taxonomy places the organism in Eukaryota, Fungi, Ascomycota, Sordariomycetes, Sordariales, Chaetomiaceae. Bases 1 to 1401 code for a protein of 466 amino acids. The record is from RefSeq and is a predicted model, not a curated record. The transcript has 2 exons.
AUGCCCUCUGCGGAGCCACUAAAGCUGCGAAAGUUUGAGUUUCAGGGGAAUAAGUUUGUGAAUAAGGUUUGCCGACAUGCCCUUGACUGGUCCGUUUUGACCAGCCUCACCCUGAUCGGCACCCCCUUUCUCAAUCCCCUCUGGACUACGUUGCGUAAUGAGUUCGGGCCCACGGUACUAUCAACAGCAGAGGACACGCCGCCCUCCGACACUCCACGCAAAUACCACCUCGCCCUCAAGGAAAUACGCACCGACUUUGCGUGCUUCUCCUUGCUCAAAUUCGUCAAAGCCACCCUUGCCCCAAACACGCUCGAAGCUCUGUUCUUGCAUAGACUCUCAGAAGGCCGUGAAUCCACUUCCGAGCUCAAUAGAGAGCUUCAUGGUGCGAUCAUGUACCACUCAGGUAGCCUACAGAAGCUUUAUCUCGAAGGAAGCUACCAGCUGAAGCCAAAUUUUGAUUUUCCUCAGUACUUCCCCUUGGAAUCUGAGCUGCUUUCCUAUCUCAGCAGCGGGAGCAUGGUGAACUUGCGCGAACUCUCACUUGCGCUAGAUAACAAUAAUUUGAAUGGCCUAUAUGCCCGUUUCAAAAACAUUCCGGAACUGCGCGCCCUUCAAAUUCAGUAUGUCUACAACUACCCAGGCAGCCGCGCGGUGUGCUAUGCCGGUGUUGUUCUGGACAAGAUACUCGAACUCAUCACGCGCCAUCCCGAGAAGAUGAAGAGGCUGCGUUAUAUCGGGUCAAUGGGCAAGUGCUAUGAGAUUGGGGAGGAGCCAGUCCCGGAGGGGAGGCGGAGAACGGGAGAGGUGGAAGGAAAUGUGGUUACGGAGGCCCAGCCUGAUACUGGCGACGGUAAUCCUGUUUCUGAAGGAGAGGGCGGCAAUGGUGGGCACAUUGACUUCUCUCCCCGGCGCCACACUUUGCCGGCGGGUUCUGGUUUGCGACGGUGGUUGGCCGGAGGCGGUGAUAAUGCCCCGGGCGGUGAUACUGGCCCGCGCGGGCUAGAAGAAGCGGAACUCUGGGCUCCAGCCCUUACAGUGGAAUACGGUAAUGUUCUUGAGGGCGGGAGCACGUCCGGGGCGGCCAGACUUGCCACACUUUCUGAAAUUGCAGCCCACGGGGGUCAGGAUGGAAUCGACAACCCCGACCGACAGGACCACGACCCCCAGCAGCAGCAGCAGCAGCAGCAAGGAGAUGGCGAUGGUCACCAGCAGCAGGAACAGCAGGAAGGGGAUCACGGAGGCAACAACAGCGAGGUACACAGUUCUCACAAAUGGAUCAGUUCUUCUCAUAACUUGCAUGAGAAGCCGGUCGACAAAAGGGAUAUCGUGUACAAGUUGAGGAGCAUCCAGCCCGGUGAUAAACCGACCGUUUUCAAGGCGUGGGCUGGUGAGUUGGAUUGA